Molecule: messenger RNA, 3189 nt
Organism: Castor canadensis (American beaver)
Lineage: Eukaryota; Metazoa; Chordata; Mammalia; Rodentia; Castoridae
Source: RefSeq, a predicted model, not a curated record
UGAACUGAGAGCCGCACACUUGUUAUAGGCAGGCGUUGUACCACUUGAGCCAUUGCCACCAGCCCUUUUUGGAUUUUUUCGAGAGAGGGUCUUGCGAACUAUUUACCCAGGGCUGGCUUCCAGCUUCGAUCCUCCUAAUCUCUGCCUCCUGAGUAGCUAGGAUUACAGGCGUGAGCCACGGGUACUGGCUAUAAGAAAUGACAUUUUAAAUUCUAUUCUGGCCAUUUCCCGGGGGAAGUAGUGUAGCAAGGCUGGAGCUAGUGCAUGGCAGCGCCGUCAGGAAUCCAACAGUGAACCAGGGUGACUUCUGAGUUCCAGGCCCUGGGCAGGGAGCUGGAGGCCCUAGAUGGAGGCGCCCAGGGAGAAACUCCUCAGUUCAAGCCCAGUGCGCUCCGGGACUCAGUUUCCCAUUAAGAAGAGGUAGAAGUGGGUCAGACUCACACUGUAGGGCUCCGAAAGGCUGUCGUUAGUUUCACUGUCAUUACGUCUGUGCAAAAGGGUGAGUGAUGCGCCCGCGGGGCUCCAGGACGCGGGUCGACCGCCCCUCACCCUUCCUCACCGGCUCCACCCUGGGGCGGAGCCACCGAGGCCCCGCCCCCUUCCAGCCGGGGCUGCGCGCGGCGGCGCUAGGACCCGGCGGGCGGGGGCUGCGGCGGGGCCUGGGCGGCCAGAGCUGCGCGGACCCCCGGCUCUCGGCUCCCGGCGCCAUGUGAGGGGGAUCAGGGGCCGCGGGGGGCCGGGCGCUCCCCGGCGGAGAUGAGGAAGCUGAGGCUCAGAGAGGUCACAUGGCUUCCUCGAGGCCCCCCAGCCAGUAAGUGGUGGACCUGACAUUCGCACUGGCACCUGACAUGCUGUACUGAUCAUGGCCUUCUCAGAGCAGGACUGUGACGGGGCUGACCAGGGGGACCGUGGUCCUGGCUGAGGGCACUGCUCAGGCAAAGGUGUGACCCCACAUCCCUGCCCCCCGGGCCGCCUGCAGGACGCUGACCCCUACCCCUCCGCAGACGCCGGAGAGAGAUGAGUAGCAACAAAGAGCAGCGAUCAGCAGUGUUCGUGAUCCUCUUUGCCCUCAUCACCAUCCUCAUCCUCUACAGCUCCAACAGUGCUAAUGAGGUCUUCCACUACGGCUCCCUUCGGGGCCGCACGCGUCGGCCUGUCAACCUGAAGAAGUGGAGUGUCACUGACGGUUACAUCCCCAUUCUUGGCAACAAGACACUGCCUUCCCGUUGUCACCAGUGUGUGAUUGUCACCAGCUCCAGCCAUCUUCUGGGCACCAAGCUGGGCCCUGAGAUCGAGCGGGCCGAGUGUACCAUCCGCAUGAACGAUGCGCCCACCACAGGCUACUCGGCCGAUGUGGGCAACAAAACCACCUUCCGCGUGGUGGCUCACUCCAGCGUGUACCGCGUGCUGCGGAGGCCCCAGGAGUUUGUCAACAGGACCCCCGAAACUGUGUUCAUCUUCUGGGGUCCCCCAAGCAAGAUGCAGAAGCCCCAGGGUAGCCUCGUGCAUGUCAUCCAACGGGCAGGCCUGGCGUUCCCCAACAUGGAGGCCUACGCCGUGUCUCCCAGCCGCAUGCAACAGUUUGACGACCUCUUCCGGGGUGAGACUGGAAAGGACAGGGAAAAGUCUCAUUCAUGGUUGAGUACAGGCUGGUUUACCGUGGCAAUUGCAGUGGAGUUGUGUGACCACGUGCACGUCUAUGGCAUGGUCCCCCCUGACUACUGCAGCCAGCGGCCCCGCCUGCAACGCAUGGCCUACCACUACUACGAGCCCAAGGGGCCAGAUGAGUGUGUCACCUACAUCCAGAACGAGCACAGCCGCAAGGGCAACCACCACCGCUUCAUCACAGAGAAGAGGGUCUUCUCAUCCUGGGCGCAGCUGUACGGCAUCACGUUCUCCCACCCCUCCUGGACCUAGGCCAUCCUGUCUGUGGAUCUCAGGAGGGGCACCAUAGGAGUGGCUGUGGGCCCAGCCACUGGACCAUGGCCGUCUUCUGGCCAUCAAGGCUGGCUGGAGUGCCUCCUGACCAAUUAGGGCCUUCGUGGGGAUGUACCCUUCAGCUAAUCAGGGCCUGGGGUAUCUCUUGGCCAAUCAGGGAUUUGGAUUCUAUGUGGUUAAUCAAGGGUGUCAGGGGUUUCUUCUUGUCCCGUCAGGGUCUGAGUACAGUCAGUCAGGGUAUGGGGUCUUUCUGAGUCAAUCUGAGGCUAAGGGCAUUCCUUUCCCAUGAGGCCUUGGUUCAGAGCUCCAGAAACAGACCCCAAAUCACUCCCUACUUACCCGGGACAAUGGGGUCUUGUCCCAAGGAGCUAGAAACUUGGUGUUGUCCCCUCAGUUCUCAGCAUCAUAGAGACUGGGGAGGCGGGAGCUGUCUGGAGGCCUGGCUUAGAGAAUUUGUGGGGUCAUGAAAGUUGUCGGGAAACCCAAGAGCUGGGAGCCAGUGUCCAGGUCUUGCCUUCUCCCUGAGUGAGCUUAGACAAGCCUCUCCCUCUCUCUGGGCACCCUUCUGCCCAUGGCAGGUUCUAAUGUGGAGUCCAAGACCCUCCUAUCCCCUCCACUAACCACCAUGUCCUUCCUAAGACUGGAUUCCCAGUCACCACUCCUUGCUGGGAGACUCCGUUCCCUGGGGAGCUGGGGUGCCCUUCCCCACUGUCUUCUGGAAGACUUUAGGGUGUUUUCAUGCAAACUCCCCAGGGUUGGGGGACUGACAGAAAUAGGACAAACCUUAAGCUGUUUUCUUAGCCUGUAGCCCACCUGCCAUUAGCUUGGCUCCCAAAAGGCCAGGACUCCUUUCUGCCCUCCAGCAGCUGGGGUCUCCACCUGUUGGAGGAGCCUUUGGGGCUGAGGAAGGGGGAUUCCAGCUACCCAGGGGUUCCCUGCAGCCUUUGUUUGGAGAGGACAAGGGCUUGGGGGUGCAUUCUCACUCCCACCUCGGUCCUGGGAUGGCUGUUAGGAGCCAGGAGCUUGUCACCUGGGUUCUGUCCCUGAUUUAUUAAAGCCAGGGCUGGGUUGGGUGUGUUUGCCCCCUGCUCUUCUGGAUCCUGCAAGGAAAGGGCUUCCAGGAGGAGGCUGUAGAGUGGGAGGGGUCAGCAGAGGAGGCAAGCCAUGAGCCAUUGCACAUCGGGCCAGGGGGGCUGUGACAACCCCAGACCUGGUUUUGUAAUGAUUUGUACAGGAAUAAACACACCUAAU